Loxodonta africana (African savanna elephant) is the source of this 3834-nucleotide messenger RNA. It is a transcript of the gene CYS1, whose product is annotated as cystin 1. The transcript is spliced from 3 exons. Bases 1 to 501 code for a protein of 166 amino acids. NCBI's taxonomy places the organism in Eukaryota, Metazoa, Chordata, Mammalia, Proboscidea, Elephantidae. The record is from RefSeq and is a predicted model, not a curated record.
AUGGGCAGCGGCAGCAGCCGGAGCAGCCGGGCCCUGAAGCGGCUGCGCAGCCGGGAGAGCCGCCCAGUGGGGCCCGGCGGGGCAGCCCCAGAGGGCGGGCCGGGGCCUCUGGGGGGAGCGGCGGCAGAGGCCCCGGAGGAGGCCCCGAAGGCAGCAGCGGUGGCUGUGAAGGCCGAGGGGGAAGCUGGCCGCGACCCCGGCCCCGCGGCGCCCCCCGACAGCGGGAACGAAACCCUGCUCCUGCUGGACCAGUUGCUGGCCGAGUCGGCGACCUGGGACCCCGGGGAGCUGGCCUCGCGGGGAGCGACCCGGCCUCGACCCGCACGCGGCGCCGGGAGCCCGGUGACCCCAAAACAGAGCACCGAAGACUACACAGAGAGCAGCAGUGUCUCAGAAACCCCAAACAGCAGUCACAAGAGGCCUGAGAGGCAGUCGGCCAUCUUGUAUGACUACUCAGAAGAGGAGCUGAUGGCGAGCAUUGAACGGGAGUACUGUCGUUGAGGCCUGGGAGGAUAGCAGCCUUGAAGUCACCCAACAAGCCAGCAUGCAGCCACAAUUCCUGGGCUCCUCUGCAGACCCAACUCCACUGGACCAAGCCUUGUAGGAAGCUUGGCUGUGGGGUGGACACUGCACUUCCCUGCUCAGGGCUUUCGCUGGAGCUGAAUCACCUCCAAAGCAUCGUUACUCCCUGAGUUUUCAAGACUGAUCUAUCAAGUUCAUAUACAGUCUGUCCCUGGCUGGUGGCUGGCCGUAUCGCUUGCUGGAGGAGGGUGGUCAGCCAUGCGGAUUUAGUCCAGGAGGCAGGCACAGGUGCGUGAGCAGAUAAAGGGAGUGACAGUAGCUCAGAUAACCUGCCACUCCUCUCAGGGAAGAGAGCCUGUCUGUAAGAUCCUCCUGGGGUCUGAAUGCCUCCCCCCUUUCAUCCCCACUCCUCCCUCUGGGGAAGGCUCAUUAGAGGAAUGAGGCUCCAGGGCGAGGGUCCCAGAGGUUUGGAGCCUGUGAGUUAACACCAGGGAGCGCCUCCUGGGAUUGGAUGCCUUGGGGCCUCUAGCACGUCUUACAGCUUCAGCUUCAGGAAAAGUGCACCGGGUAUUCCCUGAGCCCAGGGGAGUGCAUCCUUGGAGUACAGAGGAGCCAAGUUCAGCUCAGAGCUUCUCAAUUUCCACAUGCAAGUGAAUCACUUGGGGAUGUAGUUGACAUGCAGAUUCAGUUCUGUAGGUCUGGGAUGGGGCCUGAGAUUCUAACAAGUUCCCAGCAGAUGCCCAAGCUGCUUGACCUGUCACCACACUCUGAGUAGCAAGGAUUUAGAGUCUACAUUUUUUACUUUUAUCUGACUUUUCCUUCCCCAGUGGCUGGAGGUUACUUAGAGCCACAGCCCCACCUGCCUCCCCUGGUCCCUGGACAGCCCAGAAGAGAGGCCUGUCCCUCCUGCAGUGGGGUGUGGUGGAAAGAGAGCCCUGGACUGGGAACCAGGAGACCUGUGUUCUAUCCUAGUUCUUUCAUUAACUUGAAUGGCCCCUUUCUGGGCCUUCAUCUCCCUUUGACAAUCUGGAAUUACACAAUUCCAGGCUUGAUUUCCACUGUUGUUUCCUGUACCCCUGGGGGCACAGACAGUCUUUCCUGCUGAGACCUAGUGCCUGGGCCCCACCUUGGGAGGGUCUUCACGACCACCUGCUACCUGCUUCUCCGUGGCACUGGCAGCCUGACUGAUGCCUCAUGGGACCUUUUUAUUCUCUUCCCACUGGAGUGGAAGGUAGAAAGUCAGGGAAGAGGCCAGAAGAGCCUUACAACUUUGCUAGUUGACAAAUGAGAAAACUGACUUGCCAAGUAUACCCUGUGGAUAAGUGACAGGGCCGGGAAGAGAAUCUCAGCCUGCCAACUGGAAGGCCAGACCUCUGAUGUGGGUGGGGUGGGACUCUGAACCUCGGGUCCAGGUUUGAUUUGCUCUUAGAAAGCUAACCUUGGAGAGCAGAACCACUGUCUUGGAAGGCAAGGAGGCAGGCCCCUCCUGAACAGCUGGCGUGGGCUGUAGUCCAAAGGGGAGUCAGGGAAAGAGCAGCAGCGUCUGGUGAAGCCGGAAUAUGCCAACGCUUGUCUCACAUGUACCCACCAAAGCAGUGGCCUCUCCCUGGCGUCCAUGCUUUCACAAGAAGAGCUGCCAGCCCAAAUAUCCCCAAAACAGCCCAGAGCAAGAGCAUCUCGGAAACCUGCAAAUGGCCACUUGGCAGUGUACCCAGACCCACAGGCAUGUUGCCAUCAUCGGCAAAUGAGCGUUUCCCUGAAUUUUAUUAAUCGACAGGAGUGCCUUUGAUCCAGAGGGCCAGCCGCUGGGCGCUUUUAGCUGUGGAGUUGGAGUGGAGCAGUAAGACUUUCAUCAAACCCUCCUGAUGGGUUGGCUCCGAACCUCCGCAGAGCUAAGAGCUGUUUCUCGUCUAAACAAAACCCUUUUUUUUGAUAUAAAGAUCAAACCCACUACUGUUUUAAUUAUUCACAUACUUCUUUAAAGAGAAGUUAAAAAAUUUUCCCUACCACCAGAUGAAUCAGGCUUUGAAUUUAAUGAUGUAAAACGUUUACAAUUUUACAUCAGUUUUCUGUUAAAAUGGAACACAUUCAGUCGGUUUCCAAGAGCAAGGUGGAACCUACGCACUUUCUGGUGAAAAACCGUAAUGAAAUAAACAUGCUAAGAAAAAAAUAAUCCUGAAACAGUUACAGUCUGUGUCAACAUCAAGGCAAACGCACUUAAUCAAAGCUAAGAAAUCACAGCAGUUCUCAGGUCUUUUUAAUUCCCUGAAUUCAGGAAAAGUCUUCAGCAGGGAGGCUAACGAUUAAUAAAGGACUGGCCGUCGGCUCUGUUCUCUUCUAACCUGUGAGAUGGAGGGUGGGCUGUGGAAUGCUUCGGGGAGUGGCUGGUUCUGGAAGCAGCAGGGCUGGGGGCAUCGGCUGCAUGCCCAUGGCCCCGUGGAGAGUUCUUGCGUUAAACAUGUGCCAGGUACCUACUAAGAAGCCCUGGUGGUGCAGUGGUUAAAGCGAUUGACUGUUAACUGAAAGUUCAGCGGUUCGAAACCACCAGCCACUCCAUGGGAGAAAAAUGUGGCAGUCUGUUUCCAUAGAGAUUUACACUCUUGGGAACCCUACAGAGUUGCUGUGCGUCAGAAUCAACUUGACAGCAGUGGGUUUGAUCUGGGGAGUACUACUGUGCACCAAGUACUGCUUCAGGCAUUUUCUUGGUUGCCCGGUCAAUCUAAGCAUUCUGUUCUGGAGCUCAGGGACAGGUUAGGAAGGGGGCUGUAUAUAGAGGUAGAAAGAGAUACAUCUCAGUGGAAAUUGACACAUUUUUAAAGUCUGGAAAAAGUAUAAAAUCCAUGGCCAUUGAGUUGCUUCUGUAGUAGGAGUGCCCCUUUGAGAAUGACACACAACACUGGGAAUUUAGAAAAGCAUGUUCCAUUCCCAGCUCUAAGCAAUGUCACGUCUGUUUUCUUGGGAAAGGAGCAGUCACUUCACCGGACCUCCUUCUGUCGUCACAUCCAUCCCCAAGUCUCCCCUCUCUCGCCCCACUGCAAGGGCUCCUGGCCUCAGUCAGGCAAAGACUGCUUCCUUUACUUGCCCUUGGCCCAGGAUCAGGGCUCCUGCCUGGGAGAUGUGCUUUGGUCAGACAGUCUGCUUUGAUGUUUGUCUCAGGUAGAGCCAUGUAUCACUGGACCACCCAUCAGUGCCGUCACUAGGGGGGCGUGGGGAGUGUGGACGCGUUGGGUGACACUGUCAGAGGGGGUGACACCAAAAUGUCUAUGAAAAUAUCCCCAUAUUUAUACAAUAAAAACAUUUUUUGUAAGCCCA